GAGCGACCAAUACUGGUUGCAUGGGAGGAAAGCUGGUUAGUUAGCUAAGAUGGCGGUGGCAGUGGGGUCUUUGCAAGCCCAGCUUGAGAAAGCUAAAGAGAGUUUGAAAAAUGUUGACGAUAAUAUUCGUAAAUUAACUGGCCGGGAUCCUAAUGAAUUGAGGUAAGACACUAAUUUUAUUUUAAAACGCAACACUGUAUUCUAUUUGUCAGCAUUCAUUCGUCUAACUAACGUUAGCUAGCUAGCAAUAUACGCCUAUCCCAUGAAAAAAAAUGGCAUCUCCCAUUCUCGUGCACAACCAGUUAGCCGCUUGGGUGCGUGCGUGCUGUAUAAUCGAAUCGACCUUGUCGUGCUAGGCUGGCUAGCUAAAUGGAAGUACAUAUACUUUAAAUAGCUUACUAGAGUUUUUACUUACCGGUAGGUGGCAGCUGGGUGGUUUUGCCAUUGCCCAUUCAUUAUUGUUGACCUGGCGAAGUAACGUUAGCGAGCUAGUAAGGUUAUUAUUACUUUUCUGUUAGUAAGCUAAUUUACUCAGUUUGUCAGACUCGUUUAUUCGCAAACUAACUUAGCUUGCUAAUUAAUAACGUUACUAGCCACGAGUUGGCUAGUUUCGGUUUACAUUUACAUUUAAGUCAUUUAGCAGACGCUCUUAUCCAGAGCGACUUACAAAUUGGUGCAUUCAAUUUAGGAUUGCCAGUGGGACAACCACAUCUUGAUCACAGUAAGUACACUUCUUCAAACAAGUAGCUGUGAGCAAAGUCAGUGCAAUCAGGGACAACUACAUCUCGAUCACAAUAAGUACAUUUCUUUAAACAAGUCAGUACUAGCCGGUGAAAUGUCAGGUGUUAGUUUAGACCAAAGACAAUGGUAGUAAAGGGGGGUAGAAUGAUUACAAUUAUACUAUUCCAGGUAUUCCUUAGAGGUAGGGUUUCAAGUGUCUCCAGAAGGUGGUCAGUGACGCCGCUGUCCUGGCGUCAUGGGGGAGCUUGUUCCGCCAGAACAGCAAAUAGCUUUGACUGUGCUGAGCGGGAACUGUGCUUCCGUAGAGGUAGGGGGGCUAGCAGGCCAGAGGUGGAUGAACGUAGUGCCCUCGUUUGGGUGUAGGGUCUGAUCAGAGCCUGAAGGUAUGGAGGUGCUGUUCCCCUCACAGCUCCGUAGGCAAGCGCCAUGGUUGUGUAGUAGAUGCAAGCUUCAACUGGAAGCCAGUGGCGUGUGUGGAGGAGCGGGGUGACGUGAGAGAAUGGCACAGGCAGGGAGCCCAGCCAACAGUGAGUUGCAGUAAUCCAGACGGGAGAUGACAAGUGCCUGGAUUAGGACCUGUGCCGCUAUCUGUGUAAUGUAGGGUCGUACUCUGUGAAUGUUGUAGAGCAUGAACCUGCAGGAUCGGGUCACGCCAAGGUUCUUUGCACUCUGGGAGGUAGACACAAUGGAGUUGUCAACCGUGAUGGUGAGAUCAUGGAGCGGGCAGUCCUUCCCCGGGAGGAAGCGCAGCUCCGUCUUGCCGAGGUUCAGCUUGAGGUGGUGAUCCGACAUCCACAUUGAUAUGUCUGCCAGAGAUGCGAUUCGCCACCUGGUAUUCAAAAGGGGGAAAGGAGAAAAUUAAUUGUGUCGUCUGCGUAGCAAUGAUAGGAGAGACCAUGUGAGGAUAUGACAGAGCCAAGUGACUUGGUGUAUAGCGAGAAUAGGAGAGGGCCUAGAACUAAGCCCUGGGGGACACCAGUGGUGAGAGCACGUGGUGCGGAGACAGAUUCUUGCCACGCCACCUGGUAGGAGCGACCUGUCAGGUAGGACACAAUCCAAGAGUGAGCAGCGCCGGAGAUGCCCAACUCGGAGAGGGUGGAGAGGAGGAUCUGAUGGUUCACAGCAUCAAAGGCAGCAGAUGGGUCUAGAAGGAUAAGAGCAGAGGAGAGAGAGUUAGCUUUGGCAGUGCGGAGAGCCUCCGUGACACAGAGAAGAGCAGUCCCAGUUGAAUGACCAGUCUUGAAACCUGACUGGUUAGGAUCAAGAAGGUCAUUCUGAGAGAGAUAGCAGGAGAGUUGGCUAGCGACGGCACGCUCAAGAGUUUUGGAGAGAAAAGAAAGAAGGGAUACUGGUCUGUAGUUGUUGACAUCGGAGGGAUCGAGUGUAGGUUUUAUGAGGGGUGAGAUCACAUGAUCAGACGAGGAAAGAGCAGUAGGAGUAGCAGUGUUUUCUGUGGUAAUCCAUGUUUUCGUCAGCGCCAAGAAGUCUAGACUGGAGGGUAGCAUAGGCUGAGAUGAACUCUGCCUUGUUGGCCGCAGAACGGCAGUUCCAGAGGCUGCCUGAGACCUGGAACUCCACGUGGGUCGUUCGCGCAGGGACCACCAGAUUAGAGUGGUAGCAGCCACACGGUGUGAAGCAUUUGCAUGGCCUGUGCAGAGAGGCAAGAACAGGGAUAGACAUACAGAUAGUUGACAGGCUACAGAAAAGGCUACAAUAAUGCAAAAGUGAUCGGAAUGAAAUUAACUAAACAUCUCGGGAAGCGAGAGAGCGGGGCCUCCCUCGACUAACUCCCGCAGAACAACUUGGCAGAACUGUCUUUGUUUCAGGGACAGUCUUCGUUUUUGAGACAGCUGCCGCUGAACAAAGAGGUUGUGCUAAUAACACUAAGCUAAUUGCCUAGCACAAGUGUAGCCACUCCCCAUCUGUUAUGAGUUUCUCCGGUAUCAAAGAAUCAAGGAUGCAAGGAUAUACUUAGACACUUUGUAGACAGUUAAUGCAAAUGUUUAAUGAUCGGUACCGGGUUCGUUACAACAAUGACCAGAGCUUUGCCCUUGGUGUUACGAACUAACUUGAACAAAGAAGACACUCUACCUUAUAUGCCUUCUGUUACCCUCUUCUUGGCAUACAUCUGGUAAAUCUCCAUGGGCACUCCCUGUCUUUGAUAUUCAUCACUCUUUACCCCAAGUCAGAAUCCUGCCCAUCACUCAUGCUAUCCUAAACAUCAGUAAUCUCCUUUGACAUAAUGGAAUGUAGACUCUGUCUCCUAACCAUUUAUCUAGUAACUAACCUGUUCCCCACGAUACUAUGACAUCAUUAUACCAUAAAAACAUCAUAUCACCCUCCUAUUGAGUAAUCUGCAGAGAACAAAAGAAGUGGCUGGACCUGCGUCCAGUGUGAAUGGGUAGCAAUCGCUUCGUAAGCAGACUGGGUAGCUUACUAUGACAGACAGACAGAACCAACACAGUUUACAAGUUAAAACAAUUCUACUUACAGAAUCAAGCAGGAUCCUUCCAAGACUAUUAGUUGACACGGUUCAGUUUCAUGUCCAGACCUAUCGGAGUAACGUUACAAUAGAAGUAACGGUAGUUAACUAUGCCACACUGAUUUAAUAUUGCGUCUAUCCCCAUUCCAAAUGGAUGAACACACCCCUAUGUAACGUUAGCUAGCUACGUUUUCUAAAAGCAAUCUCCAGCCAUGACGUUAACAGCUAGCUCUGGUCCAACUAUGACGUAUCUAUUAUCUCUACUUUCCUUACAGACCUGGCCAAGCUAGAAGGCCAACCAUCCCAGGCGUUGGAGGAGGUAGGGGGCGAGGAAUCAACUUGUUAAGGUAAACACUUUGCCUUACUCUCCAUCAGUUGGUGUGAUACCUGUAUGUGAGCUUUAUGUAACAAUUAUAUUUGUCUACAGACGUGGACUCUCCGACAUCGGCGGUGGACCUGGAGGACCCCCAGCUAAACAGAGGGAUAUUGAAGGGGCCCUCCUGAGGUUAGAAUAAUCUACAGACCUGGCCCAUUUACUGCUGUAGAUGUUACAAAGAUGAGUCGUACUCACUCCGUUCUCGUGAUGGCUCUGCCUGCAACUUCAAAAUCAUUGUUGCCCUCUGCCCAAUGAGGGAAUUUACUCAUGGCCUAAUGGUUAAAGACUUCCUCAAGAGAUUUUUGAACUUUUCCUUUUGAAAUGCGAUAUCCCUAGUAUAAAUACAGUAAAGUACACACUAAAGGGUAAAACAAAUGUGUUUUGCACAAAAGUGAAUUUUGUUAGACCACUGCAAACUUCAAGGAGUUGGGUGGGGAUUUGGGAUGUCAUCAGCCUCCCCCUUGCUUGGGGAACAAUAGAGAACAAAAGCGGAAAGGCCCACCCCCAACUUUUUAUUUUUUUAUUUAACCAGGUAAGCCAGUUGAGAACAAGUUCUCAUUUACAACUGCGACCUGGCCAAGAUAAAGCAAAGCAGUGUGAUAAAAACAACAACAGUUACAUAUGGAAUAAACAAAACGUACAGUCAAUAACACAAUAGAAAAUCUAUAUACAGUGUGUGCAAAUGUAGUAAGUUAUGGAGGUAAGGCAAUAAAUAGGCCAUAGUGCAAAAUAAUUACAAUUUAGUAUAAACACUGGAGUGAUAGAUGUGCAGAAGAUGAUGUGCAAAUAGAGAUACUGGGGUGCAAAUGAGCAAAAUAAAUAACAAUGUAAAUAACAAUAUGGGGAUGAGGUAGUUGGGUGAGCUAAUUACAGAUGGGCUGUGUACAGGUGCAGUGAUCGGUAAGCUGCUCUGACAACUGAUGCUUAAAGAUAGUGAGGGAGAUAAGUGUCUCCAGCUUCAGAGGUUUUUGCAGUUCGUUCCAGUCAUUUGCAGCAGAGAACUGGAAGGAAUGACGGCCAAAGGAGGUGUUGGCUUUUGGGAUGACCAGUGAGAUAUACCUGCUGGAACGCAUACUACGGGCGGGUGUUGCUAUGGUGACCAAUGAUUUAAGAUAAGGCAGGGAUUUGCCUAGAAGUGAUUUUAUAGAUGACCUGGAGCCAGUGGGUUUGGCGACUAAUAUGUAGUGAGGGCCAGCCAACGGGAGCGUACAGGUCACAAUGGUGGGUAGUAUAUGGGGCUUUGGUGACAAAACGGAUGGCACUGUGAUAGACUACAUCCAAUUUGCUGAGUAGAGUGUUGGAAGCUAUUUUGUAAAUGACUGGCCCAACGCUCUUAACCACUAGGCUACCUGCUGCCCAAUUGGUUCUGGCUCGUGAACUUUCACGUGCCAUUAACUCCAUGACAGCAUAAGCUGUAUGCGCGCAUGGGUGAAGUGUUUUGGUAUUUUAGGAUGUUUUGCUGGAUUAAUAUCCCUAAAAGAGAAUUUCCAGAUGUCCUCUGAGGAGUAUUUAGAUGAAGUCAUUUUCACUUCUCUCCCUUUAAUGCCUGGUCGAGUAGUUGGCUUGAAAAAUCUGUGCAAAUCAGUUAGCUACUGUUCCAGAGAUGGAUGCACAGACAAGUGAAAAAAUAAGCCGAGACAGAGCCCAAAUAGACGGAGGGAGAUGUGCAUUGUGCAAGAAGCCAACGUUCACUUGGUAGGCUGCCAUUCCUCCUUCCAUAUUUAUUGCAGUCACUUCCAUGUGGUGUCAAUGAAUCGGCAGUGGGCACUAAGGCAUUACCCUACACCUGGUGGUAUUCAAAUGGGUUUCUAUUUGAUGUGGCCGGUAAAUCACGUAUUUGUCGUCCGUAAAUCACGUAUUUGUCGUCCUUUUGCGUGUCUUUUAUUUUAUAGGCUGGCCGGUGACCAGCGAGCGAGGAGAGAUUCACGCCAUGACAGUGACGCUGAGGAUGAUGACGAUGUCAAAAAGGUAAACAUCAUUCUACACUGAAUGUCUUAAUUAAUCUUUUCCCUCAAUGUUUUGUCUAAUGCCCCACUUGCUUUUGUCCAUACACAGCCAGCGUUGCAGUCAUCAGUAGUAGCUACCUCCAAGGAACGUACGCGUCGAGACCUGAUUCAGGAUCAGACCAUGGAUGAGAGGGGAAAACAAAGGUAAUGCAACAUUAUACAUGCGUAAGGAAUAAGUGGGCGGCAGGUAAGCGAAAGGUCGCUCGUUCGAAUCCCUGAGCCGACUAGGCGCAAAAUCUCUGUGCCCUUGAGCAAGGCAUUUUACCCUAAUUCCUCUAAGUUGCUCUGGGUAAGAGCGUGUGCUAAAUAACUAAAAUGCGAAAUUAUUUUAACUAUUAUAUUUCCAAGAAAUCAUGUAAAUGUUAUUCAUACUAUUAUUGUGGUCCUCUGUAGCUCAGCUGGUAGAGCACGGCGCUUGUAACGCCAAGGUAGUUGGUUCGAUCCCCGGGACCACCCAUACACAAAAAUGUAUGCACGCAUGACUGUAAGUCGCUUUGGAUAAAAGCGUCUGCUAAAUGGCAUAUUAUUAUAUUAUUAUAUUCAUUGCUUUUGCUCUGUUCUUUUUCCCUAUAGGAAUCGACGCAUGUUUGGCCUGUUGAUGGGAACAUUACAGAAAUUUAAGCAGGAAUCUAAUGUGGCAACAGAUCGGGUAGGGAUAUCACUUUACUCCAAUAUGUGCAUCAAUAAAACUCUAAACACUGCUGUUCUAAUACAGUAAAUGCAUGAAAAUUGGCCUUAGCGUUACGCUUGGUGAAAAUGAUUCCAGCCAUUUAGGAUGUAGUUUGGAGUAUUUCCCAAUGGUAAAUUAAUUUCCCGUAGUAAAUGUUUUAUCUCUUGUCUCAGCAAAAGAAACGCAUUGAGAUUGAACAAAAAUUGGAAGUUCAAGCAGAACAAGAACGCAAGAAAGUAGAGGGCGAAAGACGAGAGCUCUUUGAUGAGAGGCGUGCCAAGCAGACAGAGCUGAGACUGUUGGAACAGAAAGUGGAGCUUGCUUACUUGGUAAGGACCUUACUUGAAACGUAUUGGUUAUGGUGUAGUCUUAAAAAACAAAGGAAAUGUUAAACCUGUAGUAACAUUGUACUAAGGUGAAACUAAACCUUUGUGUGUUUUCCAUGCUCAUUAAAAAUGUUGUGUUCUAGCAAGAGGAGUGGAAUGUGCACAAUACAAAAAUGGUCAAGUUCAUCCGCACAAAGACCAAGCCACCCAUCUUCUAUCUGCCUGGGAGGAUGUGCUCAGCCACUCAGAAGCUCUUGGACGAGUCGCAGAAAAAAAUGAAUAGUAAGCAAUUGUGCAAUUAGCCAAAUUCUUCUGCACUCGACAAGUAGGAAUAAUACACAUCCUUGGUGUGCAUUGAGUCGGUGUCACUGAAUCGUUUUGUUUUAUUCCUGUUUCCAGUUAUGUUUGAGGAGAGACGCGAGGCAUUUGCCGAGUAUCUGAAUAAGAUGGAGGCUCGCCCUCGACGCCAGUCUCAGAGGGACAACGCUCUGGUUAAGGACCUGAAGAAAGAAGAUCGAGAGGAGGGUAAGCCCACGGGUCAGGUAGUCAAAGUGACAGGUAACCGGUUUGAUGUGGAGAUGGAGGAUGAGGCAACACUAGAGAAGGAAGAGGGGGAUGAGGGUGUAAUGCGUAAGGAGGACAGAAAGAAAAAGCCAGGAGAGAAAGUCAGGGAGCAGGAGCCUAAGAAGGGGGAGAAUAAGGCAGACAAGAGGGAGGAGAGUGAGGAAAAUGGUCAAGACACUAGAAUAGUAGAGUUCAGAGAGGUGGAAGAGCAGAUGGAGGUUACUGCAGUGGUGAGGGAGGCUGAGUGGCAGGUCGGGGAUCAGGGUAAGAAGAUGGAGGAUAGUCCAGUGAUGGCUGGGGGAGAGGUAGGUAAUGAGAAGAGAGUAGAAGAACCGCAGCAACAGGUUAAGGUAGAAAAGGAAAAGAAGCGCCUUCAGAAUCAGGACCCCACAGCUGUGUCAGACGACCAGGAGAAAAGCGUCGAAAUGCAACCAACCGAAGAUGAGCCACAUACAGAAGUGUCCAUACCCCUGCACUCAGAGCCCAACCCUAGUGUGGAAGUCUCUGAUGGAGGAUCUAUAGCCCCUGAGGUUCAGAUCCCCCUGCUGGAGGCUGGAACAGAGCCUGAGCCUCUCACAACAGAGCAGAGCCAAGAGGCUGAUCAAGGCGCCAUGAAGCAGACUACUGAUCUCCAGGCUGCCCAGGAUGAUGCUGCCCCCAAGGUGCUGGAGCCUCUGUGCGAGGAAAGAAGCAGGGGAUGUGAAAAGUCAAAGGACAAUAAGGGAGAUGGUGGUGGUGGCGGCAGGAACAGCAGUAGCUCCUCUAGCAGCUCCUCUGGCUCCUCGUCCAGCGGGAGCUCCGGCUCCUCUACUGGCUCCUCCAGCAGGAGCAGCUCCUCCAGCGGCAGCUCCUCUUCCAGCUCAUCUAGCAGGAGCCGCAGCCGGGGGAGGAAGGACAAGAAGCAUAGGAGGAAGCCGUCCGAGAGGGAGAGGAAGAAGGGAGGAGGUGAGAAGAGCCAUAAGUCAUCCAAGUGCAGUGGUCGUGAAUCCAAAGGUUCCAAAGACAAGGGCUCUAAGUCUGACAGGAAGAGGACCACCUCUGAGGGCUGCCGGUCAGGGAAGAGGUCCUCUCGCGGUGACAGGGAUCGCAAGUCUGAUAGGAAGGAAAAAAGACGUUAAAAAAGUUGGUUCUGCUGUCAUGUCAUGCUUAGUUCUGUUUCUCCUUUUGAUAAAUACAUUUUCAUAACUGAAAUGUUGUGGAUUUCCUUAAAUGGAAUUCCGCAGGAUAGGGAAAUUAAACUGCCUUAGUGUAUUUCUUGGAACAAUGUGGGUUUUUAAUAAUCAAAGGAUUCUUUCUCUAGUCCCCAGUCAUUUUUGACAGUCCUGCCGCGCCGGUUUCUGGACUUAUUUUACCUCGAUUUGUUGUAUUAGAUUUUUAUAUUGUCUGCGUUUUGGAUUUUAAUUGUU
This is a messenger RNA of Coregonus sp. 'balchen', 8571 nucleotides long. NCBI's taxonomy places the organism in Eukaryota, Metazoa, Chordata, Actinopteri, Salmoniformes, Salmonidae. The record is from the annotation of a GenBank genome assembly.